Caenorhabditis briggsae is the source of this 813-nucleotide messenger RNA. Lineage: Eukaryota; Metazoa; Nematoda; Chromadorea; Rhabditida; Rhabditidae. The coding region runs from base 1 to 813 and encodes 270 amino acids. The transcript has 7 exons. The record is from RefSeq and is a predicted model, not a curated record.
AUGAGAGCGAAACGUAUUCGUCGUACUGCUGAGCAAUCAAUGCUCCCUACUUAUGAACUUGUACUUGAUCCAGAAGAGGAAGCAAGAGCAAUCACAAAAACUUUGGAGAAUAUUGAAAAAGGUUCGCAGCUGAUGUUAAAGUGCACAAUGGCUCAGGAGCAUUUUGAGAAUCUUGUCUUCAGAGCAAAUAACGUUGAAGUUGGAGACAGCAAUGGACAAAGCAAAACUGUUACCAUUGAUUCAUUUUCCCGCAUACACACUGGAAUGUACGAGUGUGGGGCAACGAGGAAAAAAGAUGGAAAGUAUCAUUCAAGACAGAUGAGAGUUAAGCAGAAGAGAGAUAACAACUCAAACCUGCCACCAUGCUCUUCAGAUGACGAUGGAUUCUGUGGAAUGAAUGGGAUCUGUCUUAUGGAUGGCUCCAGAAAGAUUUGCCACUGUGACGAUGGAUACAUGGGAGAAACUUGUGACAAAGUACUGAUGGCCGCCUAUGAUGUUAAACUGCUGAAAGUUGUUGGUGGAACUACUACGUCACUGAACAUCAUUUGCAUCAUGUUUGCACUCUUUUUCGCCCUUUUGUUUUUCAAAGAACGAAAAACGACAAAACGGUUGAGAAGAGAAUUCGGGAAGGUUGCCGAAGAGUGUUGUGAGAUGGAGAAUGCGAUUUACAAAGAGACUACAACCAAUAACAAUUCAGAUGAUUCAAGUGACGGAACUACGUCAUUUGCUAGGAAUAGUAUCAGGAAAAUGAGAUUAGCGUUGAAUCGAGCUCGUCUCAACGGAACAUCAGAUUCAAAACUGCUCGAGAAGUAG